Molecule: messenger RNA, 1993 nt
Organism: Amphiprion ocellaris (clown anemonefish)
Lineage: Eukaryota; Metazoa; Chordata; Actinopteri; Pomacentridae
Product: homeobox protein OTX2-like
Exons: 3
Coding region: 281-1177 (298 amino acids)
Biological process (GO): multicellular organism development; regulation of transcription by RNA polymerase II
Cellular component (GO): nucleus
Molecular function (GO): DNA-binding transcription factor activity, RNA polymerase II-specific; RNA polymerase II cis-regulatory region sequence-specific DNA binding
Source: RefSeq, a predicted model, not a curated record
UCUUCAGUCCAGCAGGGACAGCUGGGGGUCUCCACUCUGAUUUAAGAGCCCUGCGCGUUGAGGACGCCCACUUCUUUAAACCCACCGCUGUGCGUAAAGGCUGUGCGUAAAAAUCCGUAGGCUGAUCCGAACAGCUCUUGAAAAAAAACAUUUUUUUCUUGCUUUAGGUUCAUGUGGACCACUUGAUUUUACCAAACGGAGACGACAGAGGAUUAAGGCGCUAUUUCUGCCCUACUUUUCUUAUUUCUUUUCAUCGGAAGUCCUACGACCGGUCGCCAGAAUGAUGUCCUAUCUGAAGCAACCGCCGUACACGGUGAACGGACUGAGCUUAUCUACCUCAGGAGUGGACCUGCUGCAUCCUUCAGUGGGAUACCAAGGGACCCCUCGCAAACAGCGGAGGGAGAGAACGACCUUCACCCGGGCCCAGCUCGACGUGCUGGAGAAUCUGUUCGGCAAGACUCGGUACCCAGAUAUCUUCAUGAGGGAGGAGGUGGCCUUGAAGAUCAACCUGCCUGAAUCCAGAGUGCAAGUGUGGUUCAAAAACAGGCGAGCCAAACAUCGCCAGCAGGCCCAGCAGACCCAGAGCGGAGUCCAGAACAAGCCGGUGAGCAGGCCGGUGAAGAAGAAGGGCUCCCCCGUCCGAGAGGGGAGCUCUGAGAGCGGAGCCAGCGGCCAGUUCACGCCGCCCUCCAGCACCUCCAUCCCGGCUGUGAGCAGCAGCAGCAACAGCAGCAGCGGCAGCGCGGCGCCCGUCUCCAUCUGGAGCCCGGCCUCCAUCUCCCCGCUGUCCGACCCGCUGUCUACCUCCUCCUCUUCCUGCAUGCAGCGCUCCUACCCGAUGACCUACACCCAGGCGACCGGCUACAACCAGGGCUACACGGGCUCCUCGUCCUACUUCACGGGGAUGGACUGCGGUUCCUACCUUUCGCCUAUGCACCACCAGCUAUCCGCCGCGGGCUCCGCCAUGAGCCCCAUGGGCAGCAACGGGGUCUCCAGCCACCUGAGCCCGGCGUCCUCCCUCUCCUCGUCGGCGUACGGAGCGGCUGGACUCGGCUUCAGCGGCGCCGCAGACUGCCUGGACUAUAAGGACCAAACAGCCUCUUCGUGGAAGCUCAAUUUCAACGCGGACUGUUUGGAUUACAAAGACCAAGCAGCGUGGAAAUUUCAAGUAUUGUGAGGAGAGAGAUAAUGAAAAAAUUCAGACUAUUACAGCCCAAAAUGUGGCGUAUUUUCCCCCCAUGAGGCCCAAACUUCUACCUCGGGCUGCGCAGAGCAGGACUGCCAUGCGGUUGUCUCACUUGUUGGGUUAACUUAUUGAACAUUGAGACUGACUUCUCCCCAACUUUGAUCAAGGGCACGGAACAAAUUUGCUGACCAAAAGGAGAAAAAAGGAUCAAGAGAGCGAAAGAUCCAAGCCUAACUUGGUUAAGUUUGAGGGAUAGGUCAGGGUUUCUUCUAAGCUCCUUAAAGACUCCCCUCUUGUCUUCUUUUUUUGAAAUUUUGUUGGCACACUGAUGGGCCCCUUUGAUCAAAGCGUUACGCAUGAGUGUGUGUUGUAUGCGUGUGUGAGAGAAAGCAGCUCUGACAUGGAUGCACUAUUUAAUUUAUGAGAAAAUAUUAGUUAUGCGACAAUCAGUCUGUUUGAGUGUGAGAAUAAAAGUCCCUUCUGUGUUUUUUGAAUUAUUAUUAUUAUUUCCUCCCUCCAUGUGUUAGUUUUGAUUUUUUUAAGUUGUGAUUCUUUGUACUACCUGUAUGCAAUUUUGUUUUCGCGUUUGCGCAAUUCGUGCGCAAACAAGCCAGCUGUGAAUUUGAUAGUUUUAUUUCCCUGUCUGGAGUGUUAAAUGAUAAAUUAUUAUGAGGACGUAUUAGUUCAGUGAAAUCAGGAGAGCGAGGAGUGAAUCAAGCCAGCAGCAAAGAAGGUGCAUUUGAGCUGUAAAGUGCGAUGAAAGAGACACAAACACACUAAACGACAAUAAAGAUCCACUUGACCUGA